CCCUCCAAAAUGUCUCAAAGCUACGCGGAGUCUGGCAGAAGACUGCAGGAAAAUUACUUGCACGUUUUAUCUGUCUGUGGAGGCCUGACCUUCCCAACUCCAGACACUGUUUAAUGGAAUAGUUGCAGCAGACAUGAGACUGUGGUGAUGGAUGAAGAAUGUGUUCUGUAUUAUGGUCAGUGGAAGGUUAGAAAGCCCACUGGGAAGACCACAACAUGUGCCCAACAUGCCAGCUGUCUGAGGGUUCUUUGAUCUCCUACUUUCAUCCCUCUUCGUUUGACCUUUGACCUUCUUUGGUAAAAUGGACAUCUCUUUGACAACAGAAAACAAGGUGCCGGGUGAGGCCCCCUCGGUGACCCUCACCAUACGUCUCAUCAUGCAGGGAAAGGAUGUCGGCAGCAUCAUUGGAAAAAAAGGAGAUACUAUAAAAAGGUUCCGCGAGGAGAGCGGCGCCCGCAUCAAUAUCUCAGACGGCUCGUCCCCCGAGCGCAUCGUCACCAUCACAGGAUCCACAGAAAAUAUCCUAAAGGCCUUCAAUAUGAUAGGCAAGAAGUUUGAAGAGGAUAUGAAGGCAGCCCAUGUGAACAGUUCUGUUCCAGUACCGCCAGUCACAUUGCGACUCAUCGUUCCCGCAAGUCAGUGUGGAUCGCUGAUCGGGAAAGGGGGUUCCAAGAUUAAAGAGAUCCGAGAGGUGACAGGAGCAUCUAUCCAGGUAGCUGGGGACAUGCUGCCCAACUCCACAGAGAGAGCGGUGACUGUCUCAGGCACUCCCGACGCCAUCUCACAGUGUGUCUAUCACAUAUGUUGUGUCAUGCUAGAGUCUCCCCCCAAAGGUGCCACUAUCCCCUACAAGCCCAGGCCGGCGAGCGGAACCAGCACCUCUGGCCCUGUGGUCUUCGCAGGGGGUCAGGUAAAUGCCUACACAAUACAGGGUCAAUACGCCAUCCCUAACAAUGAUCUCACCAAGCUCCAUCAGUUGGCCCUGCAGCAAACCCCCUACAUCACCCCUGGAACGACCCUCCCUGCUGCCCUUGCGACACAGUUUGGAGUUCAGACUGCGUCUCAGCCAGGAAACCCCUCCAGUCAGACACAUGAGCUGACCAUACCCAAUGAGCUAAUUGGAUGCAUCAUUGGAAAAGGUGGUUGCAAGAUCAAUGAAAUCAGGCAAUGUUCGGGAGCGACCAUAAAGAUUGCGGGGAUGCAGGAAGGCUCGACGGACCGGCAGGUGACGAUCACGGGAACGCCCGAGUCCAUCAGCAUGGCACAGUUUCUUAUCAACACCAGCUUAGAGCUGGCCAAACGCUUGACCCCCGACCUGACCACGCCCACCACCGCUCCCUCCUCUACGUUGAAUCCCACUUCCCUGGGGGUGGGGCAGGGUGGCACGCCCACCCCCCUGGCCGUCCCCCUGAGCAGUCUGAUGUCGUUGAAACCAGUCCCGCUCCUUGAACUCGCACAGGCGGGCUUACUAGAUGCGACCAGUAGAUCGUCCUACACAGCAAAAGUGAAAAACGCAACGGGGACGGGGACCUCUGGGGCGAAGAAAUCCGAUCGCAAUAAGUUUGCACCGUACUAGAGGGGCGUAGUAGUGUAUGGGAGUCGUCUGGUCAUCGGGCGCUACCGACAGUAACCGUGGACAACGCUCGCACAUAGGUACUGGGUACCUAGCAACACGAACAACACGCUUGUAAACCUGUAAACAAAGCUCAAGUCGUAAAUAGAACUAUUCCAGAUAACUCAUGUACAUGUACAAAGUCAAACGUGGUGCUGUCUACAAGUGCCAUCGUCUUGCUUUAAGCUAUGCCUAGCCGUAGUCAUAACGAUAGUGAUAGUAGUAGUCGUGUUCUUACAAACCCUAAGCAGCUCACUUCGAUGUUUUGUGUCGUCACCUUGUACAGAUUUAUCCCAGUCUUCAGACAUACAUAUAUACGUAGCGGUAGGAAGAGUAACUCUCAGAACAAAAAGACAAGUUGUCCAGUAUUUUCACCACUGUAUAAAGAAGCCGUCCACUGUUACUGUCGGUAGGGCAUGACACUGUGCACCUGUAAGGUGUGCUAGACAUGGAGGGCAGGGAUAUAAACGGGUCGGUAGCGGGAAAACGGUUUACGCUCCAGACGUAACCCGUGCUACCACCACAGUGCAUGUGCCAUACGCCAGCAUGGAUUUUCUAGACUUAUAUGGAUAACUCUAGGGCUAGUAGCCGACUGCGUAGGUUGCUAGUUUUCUACUUUUAAACUUCACAUUCCUUGAGAAAAAGUAUAUGGCUAUAUUGUGAUUAAAGAAGAAGAAGAAAAAACUACUGGCUGUAAAUGUUGAUAUGUGCAGGGUAACCUUUUGUGAUCAUGAUAAGAAGAAAUUUUUGCAUUUGUAGUGCACAUAUAAAGUGAUAGUAGCACCAUGAGUGAUGAUAUGCUGGUCUUGCAACAUGAAGCAAUAAAUUAUUACCACUGGUAACAAAGUAAAAAAUAAUGUAUACUUUACCUGUAAUAAUGUAUAUCUCUAGGAAUGUAUUGUAAGUGGGCAUUGAUAUGUAGAAGUGAGCAUGAAUAUGUUUUUGGACUGGAGGGGUGGUGAGGUCUACUAUAGUGGUGUGUACUUGGCUGUAAAUACUAUGAUGCCUGUGCAGUGCAUGAACAUUGUAUGCCGUGUGUUACUCCUUUGUAGUGAUAGACACGAUUGUGUUCUCACAUAGAAACUCUCUCCUUUAUUGUUUGUUGGUAUUCAGAGACUGCUACUACCCCUCUAGAGAACUACCUCUGCUGGCAAUGUUGCUGUGAAUUCUUUUUUUUUUAUUAUUAUUUUAUUAUUCCUUCAUCCAUUCACUCCUAACAAGAUGAUGUCCUGUUUAUAAGAUGUCCGUUAUUGCCAUUGUACCGUAACCCUGUCAUUAUUGAAGUAGACUGCAUGGUAGUCGUUAAACAGUUGUUCAUGAGACAAGAAAGGAAUGAUUUGUUAGUCUCCAAUAUGGUGUAAUUUCUGGUUUUUAUAGGCUGAGAGAAGAGGUCAGCGGAAUGGGAGGGCUAGUCCUGUGAUUUCCCCAUCAUGCACUGGAUUACCCAUGAUGCCCUGGGAUUACCCAUCAUUCAAUCUGUUUUAUCCAUCAUGCAUUGUGAUCAAGAAGUAAUGUUGGAAUCAAUUAAGGAAUGAUCUGACCAAGAUUUUGAUUUUAGUGAUUCAGAAUCACUAUUUUCUUUCUUUUAGCCAAUUCUGUAUCCUUGUAUUUGUUUCAGAACUGCAUAUUUAUCCAGCAGUGUUGUUUUGUAAACAUUGUCGGCUUGCGACCAUUAAAUUAUGGCCAGUGUAGUGAAGUCAACUUGAUUGUUCAUGGAAUUUUCAUGUGGGGCCGGCCAUUCUGUUCUGAUUUGUAAAACAGGUCUGUUUUAUGUUGGUGAAUGACUAUGUUGGAAAGUGAGAGGAGCCGGAACAACCUCCAGGCAGGGUUAUUAUACUCUAAGAAGUUAACAAUGCUCAAGGGAGGCAUCUUAAGUAGUAAGAAUGCCUCUGCCACGACAACGGACCUUUCCCAACAAGAUAGUGUGAAACCACUAGAGUGGAACUCUAUGAGAAGUCUACCACAUUAACUUUUACAUGGACUUGAUUCUUGCUUUGUACAGUCGAAUGUGUUUCUCAUUAUCGUUAUCAUUGUGGAAAAAAAGACUGCUCUUAUUGCUUGUACAGGCCAAAGCUAUAAAAAGUAAGCUUGCAUUUUAUCUAUCAUUCCAGCUGGUAUAAGAUUCUGUGCGGUUGUUUUUCUUCAGCAGCAGAACACAGACGUUUUUAGAACUUGAUGUUUACCUCCGACAGAAAAAAAAGUAUGUUGUUAAGAUAUAUACUGUACAAUAGUUGUAGGUGUUAUAGGAUAAAUGAAGACUGUGAGCUUAGACAGUUAAGAAAGUCAGCGACAUCAUGGAGUAAAAUAAGGUAUACUCCUUUUUACAGAUUAUUUAGAGGUUGACUUGCCAAGAAAGGCAAGCGAAUAUUAUCUGUUUGAUUAAUCGCAUUUGUUGAAACUUGAAAGUUAAAAACAUCUUUUUUCGAUACCAUGUUACCUCAAGAAGUGGUAUGUGGACUGUACCAAAGUUUGGAGCGGGGCAGAUGACACCUGUGCCACAGGGCUAGAGAUAGUUGUCAAAGAGUAAAUAGAAUCGUAAACCCUUGAGUUUAGAAGGCUGCAGUCCAAGAGAAUUUGGUUAGAGGAACUGAACUUGAUGUGAUGGACUCUAUGUGAGAUGUGAUAUACCGUCACUUAUAUCAUUGUAUAAACCAUCAACCUUCCGCCUUUGUAGUCGUUUCUUCUUCUUUUUUUAAGUACUACAAAAGCGUCUUUCCUCAACAUAGAGCCAUGAAAGUGAGUUUAGAUAACAUGCUUUCUUGGCAUAUCCCGAGAUGUAACUAAGACUAUAAGGUGAUACUCUAUUGUUUGUAGGUAGUUUAUACCACUUUCCCCUGUAUUCUGCUACUGAAGGAAGCGGCUGCCAAGGAUGUGUAUACUGGUGUCUUGGAAUGAAAAUAAAAGCUGUAACAACAGUCAAA
Messenger RNA from Branchiostoma floridae (Florida lancelet), 4533 nucleotides. Its product is annotated as poly(rC)-binding protein 3-like. Bases 302 to 1576 code for a protein of 424 amino acids. Gene Ontology annotation, cellular component: nucleus; cytoplasm. Gene Ontology annotation, biological process: regulation of gene expression; regulation of RNA metabolic process. Gene Ontology annotation, molecular function: mRNA binding. The record is from RefSeq and is a predicted model, not a curated record. The transcript is spliced from 13 exons. NCBI's taxonomy places the organism in Eukaryota, Metazoa, Chordata, Leptocardii, Amphioxiformes, Branchiostomatidae.